AGCCAGAGAGGAGCUCGCGACCAGACGAGCGGAGCCGCAGGUGCGCGGACAGAACAAAGACCGGCGUCGCUCACCUGCUGCCAUGGUUCCGAACCGCGGGAGAACUUCUGCGUCACAUAAAGGAGAACCCGUCCGAUGGUCGUCAGGAGCGGCUGCAGCGUGCUGAGCGUGUUUCCUGCUGAGCUCGCCAUGCCGGUCGACAUGGCGUUACCUGUGUACCUGUCCAAAGAGGAGUUCGUCUACAGGACGUCUCACCAAACGUGCCAGCCUGCUCUGAACUCCUGUCUGAGGUUCCAACGGGCACGCCGCGUCCAUCAGGCCGAGGACGGACGAUCGUCCAGGAGGCGGGUGACGUUCGCCGAUCAGCGAGGUCUGUCUCUGACCAGAGUGAAGAUGUUCUCUGAGUUUGACGAUCCCAUCGACGUUCCUCUGAGCGUCCAGGAGACAAAGAGCUCGGCUGAAGAGGACAAGCUGGUCCUGGACUUCGCUCAGCCCUCCUCAGACUACCUGAGCUUCCGUCAGAGCCUGGAGAGGAACUGCGUCUGCCUGGAGCACUGCGUCCUGAAGGAGAAGGCGCUCGCGGGAACCGUGAAGGUCAGAAACGUGUCCUUUGAGAAGUCCGUGAAGCUGCGAGUGACCUUUGACACCUGGAAGAGCCACGCGGACGUAGACUGCGAGUACAUGAAGGACACCUACCCCAGCUCGUACGCCGACACCUUCUCCUUCCACGUGUCCCUUCCCGACGAGCUGAGGCCGCACGAGCGCGUCGAGUUCGCCGUCUGUUACGAGGUGGGUGGGCGUGAGUACUGGGACAGCAACCGCGGGAACAACUACCGGAUCAUCUGGUCCUCCAUGAAGAGGAGCCAUCAGGACGCCAGCGGCCGCUCGGACUCCUUUGGGAUUCAUUUUGAGCGGUACGGCAGCCCCACCUGCUCACACGGGAUCUUCCCUGACUGGCCCAGUUACGCCGGGUACGAGAACAGCGGGCCGUACUACUGAACAUGUCACGUGAUGAACCGGGUCCAACGUUAGGUCACGUCACCGCUGCUCGUCCAUGAAUCUUUGCUUGUUGUUGUUUUUAACGACGUGUGUCAUCGUUUCUGCUCCACACACACUUUUACAUCAUCUGAACGUUUCCUUCACGUUUCUUUAAGGUUUGUUUGGUCUCAGAGUUUAGUGAAAUAAAAACUUCCUGUGUCCUUGAAUGUUUCUGUUUGCACAUGCUCAGUGCAGACGUGUCUGAAUGAUUCAUUUAAGAAAUGCUGCUCAAUAAAGUCGUCAAACAUUG
Messenger RNA from Larimichthys crocea (large yellow croaker), 1288 nucleotides. It is a transcript of the gene ppp1r3b, whose product is annotated as protein phosphatase 1, regulatory subunit 3B. Bases 136 to 999 code for a protein of 287 amino acids. Gene Ontology annotation, cellular component: protein phosphatase type 1 complex. The transcript has 2 exons. The record is from RefSeq and is a predicted model, not a curated record. Gene Ontology annotation, molecular function: glycogen binding; protein phosphatase 1 binding. NCBI's taxonomy places the organism in Eukaryota, Metazoa, Chordata, Actinopteri, Sciaenidae. Gene Ontology annotation, biological process: regulation of glycogen biosynthetic process.